GGACCUGAAAGCAAAAAUUAAACUCCGGGAAGUGGCUCAAGGUCCCUUUCCAGCAGGAAAAGGGGCACGGCCACGGCAGGGGGGCAGCACGGGCACAUCACAGAAAGCCCGGUGAGACAAAGCGCGCCGGACAACAGGCUGGGAUUUUAUUUAAUGUAAACAUUUCCCACCCUGUUGACAACCCUUGAGAAGUCAAAAGGUUCCUUGUGCCAAAAGAUGCAGCUCCUGUAGCUCAUGAUAGCCUCGCCUAUGGGCACCCUCACCCUCUUAUUCCUGCCCCAUAUCUCAUAUGCUCACACCAGGGCCUCCCUCCUCCCCAGGACUCGUGCGCGCCUGAUGUGGGAUCCAAAAACCCUGGCGUGCGGGUGGCAGAGCAGGGGAGAGGCAGCAGGGACACUGGGGGAAGUGUCAGUGUGCCGGAGAGGAGCCCCGUUAUCUCACGACCUCGUGUGCCAGAUGUGCCUCCAGUCACAUGAGCUGCGCUGGCGCUGGUCUGCGCGGCGGAGGGAUUACACAGCAGCCUGCAGCGUCCCGAAAAUGCUGCUAGUGAAAAGUGGGUUUGUCUGCGCACAAAAAGCCUGCGAGCACUCUGCCUUGAAGCAGUGCUUGGGGACAAAUACCGGAUAAACAACGCUGUGGUGAGGCUCUGCCUUCCCUCUGAGCACAGCUUCGGGCUCUCAGCAUUGUCCCCACGGGGCAGCCUGGCUGAGACGCUUUUUGGUACAUUCAGUGUAGAAAUAAACCCCUUUCUGUGGCUGAGGGCUCAACGCCACAGCAACAUAUGAUAGAGGACACCGCUGUAAUCAGAACUGGCCGGGGUGGGAACGUCGCCUGGCUUCUCCCUGUCACCGGUUAUAUGACGUGUGCCUCCUCCCCAGGCUGCUGGGGAGAAGGGGCAGGUGGAAACGGGCAGCAGGUAUUUCCUUUCCGUGUUUACGGACGAGUGUGGCCCCUUUCCAAAGUGGCGAAGAACCAGCUCAGCGCUGUCACCGCUCCAGGGCUGGGGAACAGCGGCUUUUUGACCUUACUCAAAUCAGCAAGGGCAAAGAACUUGCCUUCAGAAAUUUUGAAGGGAGCUGGCUGAUGAGCUCUUUGUUCCAGCAAAACUGUGUAGUGAUAAUUAACCUUAGACUUGUCAGCUGAUUAGGAGAAGGCUGGUGCUGGCCACUUUUUCAAAGGAGGGCAGGGAAGAGAAGCCUGUAGUGAAAAAUAUGUAAAGCGGUGGAAGAUGCAAUAUUGCUGCACAGCCAUGGGAUUCCAUGAAACCAACGCAUAACCUCACCAUGAAAAAAAGACAAAAAGACUGAAAUAUUGCUUAUUGACAUCAGCAGUAUUUCAACAGUCGUCAGGCAUUUCACUUGCAGUUUCUGUGGUCUUUUGAUGAAUUAAAAACUUGCAGGACAGCCCGGCUCCCACUCAGCAAAGUGGCCAUGGGCUGAUGGUUUCCAGAUGCACUUCUAUGGGAUCCCAAGGGUGCUUUGUGUGUCUCUGAUGAACCAAUUUAUCGCCUCCUCGGGAGAAAACAGGCUUGCAGACAGUACACCUGUUGGUACGGUUUCCGUGUUUGGACAAGCUAGCUGCAGGCAAGCUUGCUGCGUUAGGAAAGGCCAGGCAGUCAAGUGUGUCUUGUGGGAUUCUUGUGUGAUCUGGAGAUCAGGAGGCUGAAACAAAGAGGUUUUCCUGGAGCCAGACUCGAUGAUCGCUGUGGAUCCCUCCCAGCUCAGGAUAUUCUCUGAUUCCGUGAGUUUUCUGGAUCCCCUAAAGAAAACCUGUGUGCACAGUCCAAAGUGCAGGACGAGCCCCGGGGCUGGCUGGUCAAUGUUAUGCUCUCCCUUGCGUUUUUCAGCAGCGUGCAUAUUUGUUCUGGGGCAUCCAGCCAUGCCAGGGAGAGUGCUGGAGGCCAGUUUUGCCUCCAUGGGUUGAGUCAGCCCUGCGUGGAUUUGGGGCUCUUGUGUGUCCCCUCUGCCGGCCAGGUUUGGAGGGCUUUGCACUGGUUAGCUGCUGCUGGAAGGGCAGGACAGGCAGGCAAGCCUGGCUGCCAGAAACACAAACCUGCUGGGUGCAGAGUGAACGUCCUGCUUCAGCAAAAGGCCGGAUCUGUAGCGAUCAUCACAGGAAAGGCUGAGGCGGCUCCGUUAUGCUUUAGGAGCAUAUUCCUAGGGAGUAAGAACUUGCUGGCUGGGGGCUCUGCAGCCUGGAAGAUACUGGUACAAUGAGAUAAAAUGAAGAUGAAGCAGUAGUGUAAUAUAUUCAGACCAAAAGUGUAUUUAUAUAUUUAUAUUUUUGGUUCUUUUUUUAUUUUGCACCUUGACCGGUGCAUCUUAAAAACCACCUCCUAUCACCCUCCUUUGAAAGAAAUAAGCUGCAGCUUAAUAAAUAUUGUCAGUGAGGGGCUGUGUGAGACAAGGCAGCAGGAACUGUAGAUGGGAUCCCGGCGGUGAUGAGAGGACCCCAGCCCAAGUUUACGAUUCAGGACUCCCAAGCUGAACCCAGGUAGCAGAAAUAAGUUACGCCAACGUGAGAUUUUGUGCUCUGUGUCUCUGGUGUAUGUGCUCACAUUUUAGGUCAUCUGCAGUGGCCUUAACCACCUUACCUCGCGGUGUUAAUCUUCCCUUGUUGGAAAAGGGGUGACGCAGGAGAUGGCCUAAAAGCCGAAUACUCUGGCAGAGGCCGAGUGAGGAAGGCUGGGUGACGGUGGUGACUUUUAACACCCAUGUGGAGCCGUGGUCGUGUGCUGGGCACUCCUGUACCAGGCCCCUACACGGCCCUGGCAGUGUCCCCAGAGGCACUGCGCGGUGCCACUCGAACCUGUGUGAGGUCCGACACCACUGAGCACGAAAAACGGGGCUGGGAAAGCCCUCGGAGGUCUAUUCCCUGCCCCAGGCUGCACUAGUGCUAUCUAAAACGUCGUUUGGCCAAGCUUUUCUUCAUGUUUUCCACAGGGGUGUUCUCCCCUUCCCCAGCAGAGCAAUUCCAGUGCUCCGCCAUGAAGCUUGGGGUGCUUUGAGGACUGCUUGUCAUCCCCUGGUGCGGUUGGGUCCCUAUUACAGCUGGGUGUGCUCAGACUUGAUUUUGGCUGCCAUAAAGUGCUCAAAGCUCCAGAGUUGUUGGGAAGCCCUUAAACCUGGUUUCAGUACGUGUUGGUGGGAAGGCAGAGCAGGCCAGUGACCGCUCCUCCGGGGUGAGGCCUGGCUUUAUCAGGGGUUAAGAGAAGAUGUGCUCAAGGGCCUUACAAGUGAUUUUAGGGGCAAAAUGGGACAUGGAAGGAGGGGGACGGGCUGGCAGUCAGGAUAUGAGCAAAGGGGAUGGGAUCGCUGCCAGAUUUCCAGCUGGGCGAGUAGAUGGUGUUGUAAUACCGAGGCUGAAGGAACAGACAACAGACUGACAACAAAUUCUCCUGCCUUGAACAGUGAUUGGAGACGUGUUUGCAAAGGUUACCAGCUUGGACGUGUUUAUGGGGCAUGAUUCAUUAAAAAAGUCCCAAAUAUCCAGGUGCUGCAAGUCUCCCUGGAAUAUGGGAGAUAAGUCUCGCCUCCAGUUCUGUCUCUGUGCCUCCAGGGAGUGCUCCUGAAGCUCCUUUGUACACCUCCGAGACUUGCACAUCGCUGCGGAGAGCCAGAGACUGGGGCUGGGAGGAACAGAGAGCUGGAGGGUGGGAAAUUCAAGUUCAAGAAGGAGGAGAAGGAGCGGGGUCAGCGGAGGUUGAUGGGGCCCAGAGGGAACCCCCUGGGCAGGAAGGAGUAACGAAGAGUUGUGGCUCUCCCGUGCCUGUAACCGAUAGUAACCAUGCCAGCCCAGAAGGACAGAUGGUUUCCUUCCUUCUCUUUCCUGCUCUUCUGCGCUUCCUUCAUUCCCAUGCUGGGAAGUACAAGUCUGCUACAGGAGUUGAGCCCCCAGGAGUAUUUCAGUAGCUUGCAAGCUGGAAGGGCAUCCCUGGCUUAUUUCAGCCAUAACGUUUCUCCUGGUGCCCAGCCCUUCUUGGAACAGAUUGAGAACUCAGUCGAGGCUCUGCAGGACUAUGGCAUUUCAGUGGUGAAGGUUAACUGUCCCAAAGAGGACGUCUCAAGAUACUGUGGAAAAGAAAAUGCAUUAAGGAAAGCCUACCUGUUCAGAGGGAACAUGCUGAUCAGAGAAUUUCCUACUGAUGCCUUGUUUGAUGUGAACUCCAUUGUUGCUAAUGUUCUGUUUGCCCUGCUCUUUAAUGAAGUUAAAUAUGUUGAAACACUGACGGAUCUUCAGAACAUAGAAAAUGCACUGAAAGGGAGGUCGAACAUGGUCUUCGUGUAUGUACCAGCUACUGGAACAGCAGAGCACAGAGCUGUGAUGGAAGUGGCUUUUGUCUACGGGACUGUCCACCAGUUUGUUCUGACAACUGAGGCAACACUGUUGAAAGACACCGGCAGCGAUGAGCCUGAUGCAUCAUCUGCCCGGCUGUUGUUCUGCCACUGCCAGCAGGCCACGGACGUGGCGCAGCCCUGCAGGAAGACACCCCUGGAGCAGGAUCUGACCGUGCUAAACAUCCACAGACACCUCAAGCUCAUGGGGGCUCCUCUUGUGACAGAGGUUGCUGAGGACCCAGAGAAGGUUUCCACUGUUCACUUACAGCUUGGGCUGCCACUUGUGUUCAUCCUCAGCCAGAAAGAGACCUACGAGGCAGACAGGAGAACAGCAGAGUUUUUGGCCUGGCAGCUCUUGGGGAAAGCAGGAGUCGCCCUUUUGUCCAGGGACCUCGUGGAUUUGAAUGUUCUGCUCCAGUCAAACGUCGCUCUCAAGACACCAGAUGAGGGAGUGCCAAUCAAAUACCUGGUCUUGGAAGACACCGAUGAAGUUAUAACCCUGGUGGAAGAUAAGAGCAAGGUUGAACAAAUCCAGGAGGAUGAGGAUGAGGAAGAUGAGGAUGAAAAAGAGUAUGACAAUCAAGACGUUCAGGAUGAUCAGGUGGUGGAAGCAGUUUCCAGGGACAAGAAGCGAGAGCUGCCCUUGGAGCAGAUCCUUACCCUGACGGAAGAGACCUUUCACUCAGCCAUGUUGAAAGCUGCCCAGACGGUGGUGCUGUUUUAUGCCAGCUGGGAGGCAGUGUCUCUGGCAGUGCUACAGUCUUACACAGAGGUGGCUGAUCACCUGAAAGAGUUGGGCAAGACACAAGAUUAUGUGGUAACAGAUGAUGAGAACCAGCCAUACCGGAUCAGAGGAGUUCAGGGGGUUUUGCUCUCUCGGGUAAACUGCUGGGACUGGCCUGGUGUUUGCACGACAGAGAAUGUCACCCAGUUUCCUACCAUAAAGAUUUACAAGAGGGGAGAGCAACCGUUAAUGUACAAUGGCAUGUUGGGAACUGAAGAACUGACCAGCUUCAUCAUGUUGAGCCGAGUUUCCUGCCCUCUGAAGCUGAUGACGGUUGAUGAAGCAGAAGGGUACUUAAGAGGAGAGCUUCCAACUGAGCUGUCGUCCUAUCACCACGCUUCAGUUCUAGGAGUAUUUAGCACAGCCAUGAGUAAAGCCAAGGAAGCUUUCAUAGAGGCAGGAAGCAUCUUAAGUGGGCACGUGACAAUGGGGAUGUAUUUUGAAGACGAUGCCUUGGCUUUUUCUUGUUGCAGUCACUUUUUCAGGUCCCGUAAGUACGCAGUAUCUCCCCCAGCCCUCCUCCUUGCCAGGAGCGGAGAUCGGAGUGUGGAAGGCAUCGCUUUGUCCAAAGAUAGCGCGCAGGACAUCGUGCAGAUGAUCAGAUACAGAUUGCUGGACACGUUUCCAGAAAUCACUGUGCAAAAUCUGCCUCACUACUUGCAGCUCAGGAAGCCCUUCCUCAUCUUGUUUAGCGAUGGUGACGUCGGUCAGCUGGAAAGCAAGGAAAUGCUGAAGCUGGCAAAAGGGAUACCCCAGCAAGCGUUUAUACCUUGCUGGUUGAACUUGAAGAACACUCCAGUGGGCCACGGGGUCCUGAAGGCAUACUUUGCCACCGUGCCUUCGUUGCCUGUUGUCGUCUGGGUGAACCUUCACGCUGGGGGUCAAGUGUUCAAGUUCCCAUCAGAGCAGUCUGUCACCGAAACGAACAUCUUGUCUUGGCUGGAGAAGCUGAAGGCAGGACUGGAGAUUCCCAGCAGUACCUUAUCUGAGGAAGACUGGAAACCACCUCUUCCUGCUUACAAUUUCCUCCAAAUGAUGGACACCACAGCGCCCGAAUUCACCCUCCGUGCCUCCUACCGCCACGGGGACGGGCAGGAGCAGCAGCAGCCAGAAGGCUCUGAAGAGACGGCCACAGUGCGAGAGGAAACGCCUGAGGAAGCUGGGGUGAAGGCAGAGAAAGUCCAGUCCCCCGGGAGGGACCUGCGUGGGACAGCCCCGAGGCUGGCAGGGAGGGAAAAGCAGGCCAAGAGACACAGUGAGCUGUGAGAGUGAAAGGCUGUGGGACAGUGCCCAGAAAAAACUCUCUCACUUUCUCAGCCCUCGGUGAGCCUGUGCAACAGAGAGAGAAGGGAGUUUGGCUGUAAAUUGGUGGCGAGGGGAUAAAACAGCCCCUGAGUUUCAGUUUAAGUUCCCCGUGGCACUGUGUCGGUAGUUCUGUGGAACCUGGUAUUUCUCACACCAGAAAUGUGUCCGUACAACCUCCUGGGUGCUGUCCACAUCGCAUUUCACAGCAAAUAUCACGGGAGCAGAGCUGCAUGGAGGUGGCUGCCGAGGAGUUCUGCCCGCCUGAUAAUUAACGGAGCGGCAGGGUGAGCUCACCGUGCACGCGGAGCGCUUGCCUCCCCACCAAAUCGUGCCAGAAAAGUUGAAUCAGCACAGCCCUUCUGUACGGUUUCUGUAUAUCUCACGAAGAUGCUCUGGUUACCCUGGGCAGGAAGAGUGAGUGAUUCCAGGACAAAGAGCACUUCUCUCCCCUUGGUUCCAGUAGAGGCUCUGCAGAUCUGUCGGCGAGCUCUGCCCUCGAUAAGCAGUUCAGUCUGCGCUGUAACUACGCAGAGCCAUGAGGGCAAACAUUCCACUCACCCCAAAUCUGCAGUGUUUAAACUGACACACAGCUGUUUACACCUGAGUCAGGAACUGAAUUCAUUAGUGUUCAUCCUCGGGGGUAACAGCAGUAUCUGGCUAAGGUGGCUUUAUUAUGAAGGCCAGAACUCGGGUCAUCACAGCAGCUGUGAGUACCCAGCACAAAUAUUUGCCAGCAAAGCCCAAGGGUGGGCAGAUUGGGCGAUGGCUUUUCUCAGUACUGGCAUUUUCUUGGUUGCAAGCCCAGGGGGUUAUUUACAGCCUCUGCUAUUUUUCUGUGGUCUCAGUAACAGCAAUGAGGUUGGUGCCUUCUGAGCCAAGGACGGUGCAAGGAAUGAGGUGUGUGGGAAGGCCAGCAGUACAGAAACGAGGGGAGAGAGAUGAGGGGCAAGGCUGGCGGUGCUGGGGAGAGGCUGUUCCAGUGUGUGACAGAGCCGUUCCACGUCCUUUCGGUGAGGACUGGGAGAUUCAGGGCCCGGGGAAGUGGCAUUCCAGCCCUUGCUUGUUUCCUCAAGACAGCAAAAGGUCCGUCAUUCCAUGCUGCGAGACAUCUUGGGGUGUGAUCUGGGGAGAGGUGCGGUGUGAUCAGAGGGAAGCUCUGUCUAAUCCCACUGAUGGCCACGACAAUCUUCUUCCCACUGCCUUUAACCUGCUCUGUUCCACAGCACUGCCGAGGUGUGCCAGGAGGGUCAGAUCUUCCUCCUUAGGGCUCUGAAGUUCCUGGUGAGGGGGAAGAAUGGUGUUAAGGAACCACCGAGAGCAUUGUGAAGUCUCUCUCUCUCGUCCUGCAAGCAGCCUACGUGGUUGGGAGUAUUUUGAAAUGCCGAGAAAUAAGCCAUUACUCUUGUGCUCUCCUUGAAGCCCUUAAUUGGAGCAGGCCGUUUUUGGACUUACUGACCGGGCUCAGAGCCAAAAUAUAUGUAUUUAAAGUACUAAACUGCAGUAUGCAGAACGGAGUCUGCUGUGCAGCAGAACUUUCCCAGGGGAAGGAGGAGGUCAGCGAGUUCUCCUCCGUGAGUUCCUGUCGUUCCUCUGCAGUAAGCAGCCGUCCCACCGCGCUCCGCGAGCGGUACGGGGGCAUUUCCAGCACUGCCCCUAGUGACACGACUGCUUUCCCUCCUGCGGCAUCACUCUCCCGCUUCGGGCAGGCAAAGUACGAUAUUUGGGCUUAUCCUUCGGUCUCAAAUAAACUCUAUCUCCAGUUCAAUCACUCUGCGUUUGUCUUGGUUGCGAGCGCUGCGGUGCGUGGAGCGGCUGACGUCCCGGACCAGCGUGCCCAGGAUGGAAGCACGCUUCCAGGAAGGCUCCUUCAGCCUCUGCGUGCCUGCAGCAGGAGGAUCCCUUACUUCAGCAGAUUUUGUGCAAUCCGAGGAGUCUUCCCGGAUCCCCGCUGCUCUUGGCAGCGCGUCAUUUUUUUAUCACGGACCUUAGCCACGCGGUGUCGGGGCAGGAGCCUGUCACUAGGGGUCAGUGCCACAUCUCGGUUAUGGCUGGAAAAAUUGCUGCCUUUGAGGGUGCUGCUCAAUUCUUCCCGGAGAAUUGCCAUCGAAGCCGUGGGGGUUCAGGAAUUGGCUAUCCUCGGGGGGUGCGGGUGGCUGAGGGCCUGGUUGCUGCCGGGGGCAGUGGCCGUAGCAAGCCUAAGAGCUGGGGAGUCGCAGCACUACGGGGUUCAGCGCCCACAUCGCCAGUGGGGUCCCUAAACCCGGAGCCUCCCAGCAGGGGUUGGCAGUGCCAGGAACCCCGAAAGAAACCAGCAGGUCCCUGCGGUGACACGGGGAAGGGAAGGGACAUGCUGCUAGCAUCGAGCUGGCCGGCAGCCGCGUCUGAUGGAGCUGCUGACCCUAAGCACGGGUGUGGGUCAGGGUCCUGCACCGCAUCGGGUUGCAUGGGCCUGGCUCCGAGUUUGUUUGUUUCUUUAAAUACAAAACGUCUCUCUCAUUGUGCAGCGCUAGCAGGCGCUUGGAGUGUGGAGGCAAUCUAUCGAGGCAUAUAUGUGCCAGGAUACGUACAUACAGGGAGAAAAUGUUCCGAGUACUGGGAGCAGUUUGAUUGUGGUCUGCAUCCUCCAGCACUCCCGUUCGCUGGCAGAAGCAGCCCUGUAUUAUGUUAUUUUUAAUAGCGAUGGCCCUGGGGAAAGACCAACACGGAAAGAAGUGCUCAGCAAAGCCCAGUGUGUGUUUAUGGACGGGAGUGAGAAGAGAGCCCGAGGAAGAAGAGCUCUGCAGUCCCGGGGGCAGCUGCGAGGCACAGAGUGAGUCCCACCAGGCUGGAGAGGAGGAAUUCAGAGCAGUGGAAGGAAGCCAGUGAUUGCUGCAGGAUGGCGUGCAUAUCUACAGCUUCUUUGCGUCCCGGCACGUGCUGAUAGGCAAGAGAAGCACAAUCACAGUGAACAUUGAUGCUAUCAGCUCCUUUUUCAACCAUUUAACAUUAAAACGUGUCUGUUUGGGCAAACCGCAGGUCUGUCUCCGAAGAUGAUGCUAGCGAGGUGCACAAUGAGCUGAUGAGCCGAUAGAUUUCCUGAUAGAUUGUGUUGAUGGAAAGUAUUGACACUUUUGGGGUUUAUAUCACGCCCUUCUUCUGAUUGUACUUCAGCACUAAAACUCAAAGGUGGACAUAC
Molecule: messenger RNA, 9601 nt
Organism: Cygnus olor (mute swan)
Lineage: Eukaryota; Metazoa; Chordata; Aves; Anseriformes; Anatidae
Gene: TXNDC16
Product: thioredoxin domain containing 16
Exons: 21
Coding region: 3787-6387 (866 amino acids)
Source: RefSeq, a predicted model, not a curated record